CCCCUCUGCGCACUUGCCCCUUUGCGCAGAAGAUCGGUCUAGAAUUACCUAAACUUAGCGAUAGUGACAGUGAGACCUCACUUCAGCCUUAUCACCAACAUUUGGACAACAGCACAAUACAGCUUAUUUAUAACCCACCGACGCUCCCUCGCCACAACCUAACCCAACCCAAAACAAACUUCCACACUCCAAUCCACGACAUUACUCUACGUUGCCAAAAUGGGCAACACCACCAGCGCAGUCCUGGACAACCUCGUCCAAGGAUCCAACUUCGACAGAGAGGAAGUUGAUCGUCUGCGAAAGCGAUUCAUGAAGCUGGACAAGGAUAACUCCGGCACGAUCGAACGCGAUGAAUUCCUCAGCCUUCCCCAGAUCUCGUCCAACCCCCUGGCAACACGAAUGAUUGCCAUUUUCGACGAAGAUGGUGGCGGUGACGUCGAUUUCCAAGAAUUCGUAACAGGUCUUUCGGCUUUCAGCAGCAAGGGAAACAAGGAACAGAAGCUUCAGUUCGCCUUCAAGGUCUACGACAUUGACCGUGAUGGUUACAUCAGUAACGGAGAGCUAUUCAUUGUCCUCAAGAUGAUGGUCGGCAGCAACCUUAAGGAUCAGCAGCUGCAGCAGAUUGUGGACAAGACUAUCAUGGAGGCCGAUCUCGACAAGGACGGCAAGAUUAGCUUUGAGGAGUUCACCAAGAUGGUUGAGUCGACUGACAUCAGCAUGAGCAUGACUGUUGGUAAGUUGUUUGAGGCUAUAGUUACGUCUGCUUCGGCGAUGAGUUAUGCCGUCAUGAUUGGCAACUGGGACUUGGGUGGUUUAUCAGACGCUGACAUGAUAUUACAGACCAGUUCUAAGCGAUCGCCCACAAAAGGGUGCAUACAGGGUAGGAGAGUAAAGGGUUCAUCAUUGCCAUGGACUUACACGGUCCAUAGCCCUACGAGGGCUGCCGGUGGAAAUGGAUGAGGGAGAUGGGGUUGGAACACCUAGCGAAUCUACACAUCAUUACGAUCAUGAAUUCACGCAUUCUGUUUUGUUGACCGACAGACUAGUGUUACCCUCUGCUCAGCUUAUGACAAGCUAAUAACUCAGUAUAUUCGAAUGCUCGCUUGGGUG
Messenger RNA from Fusarium oxysporum Fo47, 1110 nucleotides. RefSeq names its product calcineurin regulatory subunit B. Bases 220 to 960 code for a protein of 246 amino acids. Lineage: Eukaryota; Fungi; Ascomycota; Sordariomycetes; Hypocreales; Nectriaceae. The transcript is spliced from 4 exons. Gene Ontology annotation, molecular function: calcium-dependent protein serine/threonine phosphatase regulator activity; calcium ion binding. The record is from RefSeq and is a predicted model, not a curated record.